Amoebophrya sp. A120 is the source of this 2882-nucleotide messenger RNA. NCBI's taxonomy places the organism in Eukaryota, Dinophyceae, Syndiniales, Amoebophryaceae. The record is from the annotation of a GenBank genome assembly.
GGAGAUUUUGUUGCGAGUGCUGAGCAACAGCAUAACCAUAAAUGGAUGUGGAUUGGCGAGAUUUCGUGAAGAUCAGAUGAGUAUUCGAAGCCUGCAGUGAAAAAGAAAAGCUGGCGACAAGAAUAAAGUAGUCGGAGUCUACUUGUUGCCGCACUUCUUCCACUGCGACGGCAAUACUAGUAAGUUACUGGAAGGAAGUGUAGCUGUAAGUUUUGAGACGGCCGUUUGACAAAGGCGUGCCGCUGCUGCUCCAUUCGCGAUCUUUUGAAAUAAAAGUCUGAGCUACCUUUCCGCUUAUCAUUAGAUAUGUCUAUGUGGUUAUCCUUGAAUUGCUCUUUCAUCUGCAGCGACCACUACAGCGACCACUCGAAGAUUCUGAUUUCUCUAUUUGUACUUCUAUCCCGCACUUCUUCCUCGUUCCAGUUUUCAGAUUCAGUCAGUUCAAUUUGCCCUCUUGUUUCACCUUUACGACCACAGUUUCUUAACUUCAUUUUUUAGUCAUUUGAAAUUGAAAUUGAACCAAGAACGAGCAUGAUGUUGACGCAAGACCCGCCACAGCAACCGCAAGAUGAAGCAGGGAGCAUGGCUGGCCCCACGACCUCCUUUGUCGACCCGAACCACCACGCCGAUGCGCCCACCGCCGCCCUCGCUUGGUGCUUGGAAGUCCGACCGGACAUGCAGAAAGCGUCGCUGCACGUCCAACUCCCUUCGGAAAGCCGGUUUCAGGACGCCCGGAUACGCGUGCGGGGGCCAGGGCAGCAAUUAUACAACCAUAACCAACAGGGAGACGUUCCGGCAACAUCACCAGGAUCAUCAACCGAUGAGGACGUCGGAGAAAGUCAUCGCUUCGGAAUUCAUCAUCUUCGACGGGGUCGUGACCCUUCUACCUAUCACGAUAAAAACACCUACCUCGACCUGGUUGUGAUCCUGAAAAAGAAACGACCCCCAGUGGCAGCAGGAACCUUGUCCCAGUUUAUUCAUCCCGUGGACGACCGCACUGAUUUUGAACUCGAAGUAGAAAAGACGGUGAGCAUACUGCUGCAUGGGGAGGAAAAUUGUACUGAGAAUGUUCGUGUUGUUGAACCAGCAACAACAUUAUUACCCGCGUCCUCUCCGGACUCCUCCUUUUUUGACUUAUUUUCGAAAUACCAAAAUCUCCAACUGAUUUCGGUCGACGCGAGGUCCGCGCUCCGGAAAACCGACAAGUUCCUCACCUUGCAGUUUUCCUUUGGCCGUGACGCGGUGUUCUACGAGGACGAAGACUUCAUCCUCUGCAGCCCGGCGACGGACGAGAAAAUCGGGAAUCUGCGGUGCCGAGAGUGCAUGGCGAUGCUGCUGCCCGGGAAGACAUCGGAUCGGGAAAUCGAGGGUUACGGACUCCCCUCCGCACUGUGGACCAGUUUUUCCGACUGCGUCGCGUGCGAAGAGUGCAUUCCCUUCCGCACCGCGAAGAUUCCGGCGCAGGCGGGCCGGGUGUACUGGAGCAAACUGUCCGGGUUGGCGCACGUGGACGAUUUGUGCCUGCCGGACAACCUGGACGUCCGGACGGGGAAGUGCAACAGCUGCGGCACCGUGGUCGCCGACCCCGUGGACGGGAACAAGGGCAUUCAACUGCUCAAGCACAAAAUCUUCCUGCUACCCUUCGAGUGUGAUGAGGAUAAAGAGACAGUAAGCUCUGCCUUGUUGAACGAUCACGAUGGGCCGUCACAGUCAUCCUCAUCCCAUUCUAUGUUGUCAAGUCGAAACUUAUUUGCUGCGAACACCGACGAGGCGUGCGUCGGCUUGGUUUUGCGCGACGCGUUAGAGGUGGACACGAAUCGCCGCUUUCGCUUGGUGUACGUUCCGCCGGAACAGAAGGUGCAUGACGCAGCUGCACCAGAUUUCAUGAUGACCAGUAUGGUGGAUGAAAGUCCGGCGAGCUCGCUAGGAUCUACUUCGACGACUAUGGAUGUGACGAUGUUGGAUGGAGGAGCGAGUCGUGAAGAAAUCGUCAAUUAUGGGAACUCGAUUGACAGCACCGACACAGAAGCUGCUGCUGUUCGUGGUGACGACUUCGAGGAUCAUAAGGUAACGACAUCAACGAGACCGAUCUUGGUGAACGUGAUUGCGAAGCGGGUGAAGGUUCUAGUGCCAUGCCCUGCCAGUGAGAAAGAAGAAAGCGCAUCAACAACAAACUCACAGGAGUUACAACGCGCGGAAGAGUUGAGGAGGCAACGAAACGACAUACGGGACCACAUGCAGGUGUGGUAUCGGGAGGAAGAUGAACAAGAAGUAGUAGGAAAAGGGCAAUAUGCGGACGCGAGGAUAAUAUCAAGUCAAGGUGUCGAAGCACCACAACAUCUACAAUCUUCACCACCGCUGGCUUCCCGGACCAUCACCAUUCGCGAUCUCGCGGUAUUUCGCAAAGUGCGGGAGUAUCUGAACAGCUCUGCGAAGUGGAUGCCGCAAGACGAAGCGGAAAAAUGGACCUCCGGGUAUUUGCCACUGCCGCCACCGGAGUAGCAGAGGAAAGGUUUAUUUUGUGGAGAAGAUGCUUAUGCUUUUGUGGAUCAUGUGUGUGAUUGGUGCUUUCUGAGGCGACAGCGAGGACAGCCAAACGCCUGGAACUGGAACUAUUUGAAGUAGUCUGUCUCUACUUUUUCGAGGCUUCCGAUUAGAAAGAAUGAGAAGACCUUGCUCACAAGCAAGUUUCAUCGCGGCCGACGGCUGCUUUGCUUUUUUGAACCAGUGGAGAUAACCAGCAAAGCUACGUGAGGGAGCAGGCGCAGACGGACCCAUCAGAAUGAAUUUUAAAAAACAAAACCAACGCAAGAGCGUCGUGGAUUAAAAAAGCGGAGGCGUCGCGCGAGCCCCCAUCAUCAAGGCACGUAGCUAGCGUUAAG